Messenger RNA from Rotaria sp. Silwood1, 1233 nucleotides. The record is from the annotation of a GenBank genome assembly. Lineage: Eukaryota; Metazoa; Rotifera; Eurotatoria; Philodinida; Philodinidae.
AUGAAAGCAAGUGACGCUGCUAAAAUCGAAAGUGGAGCACCUUCUGUAGAUUUUACAUUUGGUAAUCAAUCAGGACACUAUGCAUUUGUACCUAAUUCAAAGAUAAUAGAAAAAGGAAAUGUUGGAUAUCUUGCUCUACGAACAUCAUUCAAUAUUACAGUUAAUGAAUCUUUUUGUUUAAAUUUUGAAUAUUAUGGAUAUGGUCGCUCGUAUGUAGCCAAUUUGAAAGUAUAUGCAUGGAUGUCAGAUUCGUCUGAGACUAUACAAAAACUAUGGCCACCAACUUAUAGAGAAUAUAUAUAUACAAGUAAUAGUUGGACUUGGAGUAUUAUGAAUUUACCUGUUGGUUAUUAUUCACUAUUGUUUCGUGUGGAUAGUACUGAUACUAUUGCAUAUUCAUUUGCUCUCGAUAACAUUUCCGUAACAUCGUGUGAUUAUCCUCCUUCAACAUUUACUGCCGAUGGUGCACUCCUUUCUUUUUCAUGUAAUUUUGACAAUUUGACAAUGUGUGAUAUGAAGAAUGAAGAUCGAUACAGUAAUCCCCCUAAAUAUAAUUUCACUGUUGUCACUGGUGAUACUAUUCCUGAUCGAGAAUUAGGUCCAAUACGAGAUCAUACGAGUAAUUCAACAACAGGUGGUUUUAUCUAUUGGAAUCGACAUUUACCUUUUCAGAGUGGAGAUUCUGGAAGUGUUCAUCCUUCGAAAGUCGUAGAAGCAAAUUUAGGUAUGUGUGUUCGAUUUGCUUAUUAUGUUAAGUCAUCAGUAGAAAACAAAAAUGGAACUACAGUGAGUUUAUGGACAGGUGGAUGUGAUAGUUCAAGUUUAUGGACUCAGUCUUUGGAUGAUAGUCAUGGAUGGAAGGUAGUCAUUGCACCUGUACCAAACAUUGUCUGCCAAGUGACGCUUUAUUUCAUUACAUAUCAACAUCUAACAAUACCAGUCGCAGUUGCAUUUGAUGAUAUUGAUAUAGGACCAUGUGAUACUCUCUAUCCAACUACUACAACUAGUUCGACAUCAACAACAACAAGAACUACUAUUACUAGCACUACUACUGAGGUCAUAACAACUAGUAGUAGUUCGACAGAAACAACAACAGUAUUGACAUCGUCGACAACAUCAACCAUAUAUACAACAACACCAACACAAAGUAAUGCUCGACGAUUAUUAUCUUUGAAUAAAUUUAAUUUGAUCGCAAUUUGUUUUCUAUUAAAAGUAUUGCGAGAAAUUUUUUAA